Cetraspora pellucida is the source of this 149-nucleotide messenger RNA. The record is from the annotation of a GenBank genome assembly. NCBI's taxonomy places the organism in Eukaryota, Fungi, Glomeromycota, Glomeromycetes, Diversisporales, Gigasporaceae.
AAUUAGAGAAAAAGAUUCAAUGCCAGUUACAUCUGAAUGUAUAUAUGAAAAUUCGGAAAUUGAAGAUGAUUUGAAAAAAAUAUUGAUCGAAAAUAAAUAUCAAUUGUCAUGGAUUCCAUACGAUGAAUUUACAAAUAUUAGAGAGAUAG